CUCUCUCUCUCUCUCUCUCUCCCACUCCCCCCGCCUCCUCCUCAUUUCCAGAGUGGCAGCGCUGGCAUAGCAUCGUUUAGAAUAUCCUGAGCCGGGGACGAGCUGCGGUAGCUGCAUGUGCGCACCCCACAUAGCCGGUGAACCCAAACCCACAACAGUGGAUUUAUCAGACGGGGGGUCUGCUCUCAUCCUGGGCGCAGCGUGACAAGAUUCAAUUGUUUGCGGGGAAAUUAAUAAAGCUCCUGUCCUUUCCUGUCCUGUCCUGUCCUGUCCACAUCGGCCCCUAAGAGUGGGAAGACACGGGACCUCUGCACUGUGAAGAAUCACUCCUGUGCCCUGCGCGGAGAGCAGCCACUGACUCGGCAGACGCACCAGAAAGGGCAGCAGGGAUAUAGGAAGGUGGAGGAUAUUUUACGCACAGCAGCACGCAGUAGCCGGGAGUCUCCUGCUCCGUUUAGGUCUCAACACAGUCGCUUCGUUGGAUUUGGACUUGACUAAGUCCACAUAGCCCACAGCAGUCGGCUGGGAUGGAUUCCUUCAUCAUCGCGGCUCUGGCAGUGUGCUCUCUAACGGCACCAGCCUAUGGCGACAAAGGGACCAGCAAAGCCCGGAGUUGUUCGGAUAUCAGGCAGUUUUAUAGCGGGAAAGGAUUCGCUCUGGAGGGUGUCCCUCAGUCCGAAAUAUCAGGGGAGCACCUGCGCAUCUGUCCCCAGGGUUACACCUGCUGCACCAGUGACAUGGAGGACAACUUGGCAUUGCUAAGCCGCAGGGAGAUGGAGGGACUCCUCAAAGACGUUGGCCGAUCCUUACAGGCCUCACUCACUGGACAGUACAAGGCCUUUGAUGGUUCCUUCCUGGAGUUGCUGAACCGCUCGAUGAUUAGUCUACAGGAGACUUUCACUCCAACUUGGGGCUCCAUAUACUCCCAGAACUCCCAAGUCUUCUCUGACCUGUAUACGGAUUUGAGGCACUAUUACCGAGGCUCCAAUGUCAACCUGGAAGAGGUGCUCAACGAAUUCUGGGCCAAGCUGCUGGAGAAGCUCUUCUAUCAGGCAAACAAGCAAUAUGUCAUAGGUGAGGACUACCUGGAGUGUGUGUCCAAGCAGAUAGAGACACUACGGCCCUUUGGAGAUACACCCCGUGUGAUGAAGAUGAUGGUCACACGAACAUUUGUGGCCGCACGCUCUUUUGUUCAGGGACUGGUGGUCAGUGGGGAGGUGGUGCGCAAAGUGUCCCAGGUGCAGCUGAGCACCGAGUGCACGCGGGCCAUGAUGAGGAUGACUUACUGUCCCCACUGCCGCGGCAUGGCCUCUGCCAGACCAUGUGCCAACUACUGCAGCAACGUCAUGAAGGGCUGUCUGGCCAACCAGGCGGACCUCAACACCGAGUGGCGACAUCUGGCAGAAACAAUGAUGCAGGUGGCCGGUCGCUUCAAUGGUCCAUCCGGUGUGGAUACCGUGGUCCUUACCAUCCCCAAUCGCAUCUCAGAAGCCAUGUCUACCAUGAUGGAGAACAUAGAGCCCAUCAACAGCAAGUUGUUCCAGGCAUGUGGCAACAUCAGAGAGAUAGGAACCAGUAGUUCGGGACCCGACGACACCAUGAAGAGAGGGAAGGUUACAGUGGAGGACAAGUUGGGAACCAGCUCUAAAAUGGAUAAAUUGGUGUCUGAUGUAACCGUGAGACUGAGGGACAUGCAGCCGUACUGGGUUUCUCUCCCAAACGUUCUCUGCAGUGACAGAGUGGCCACUGGAACCGGGGCUGAGGAUAAGUGUUGGAACGGCAUGAACCGUGCCAGGUACCUUCCCGAGGUGAUGGGUGAUGGCCUCGCCAGCCAGAUCAACAACCCUGAGGUGGAAAUCGACAUCACCAAACCAGACAUGACAAUACGGCAACAGAUAAUGCAGCUGAAGAUCAUGACGCACCGUUUGAAGAAUGCUCUCAACGGCCAGGAUGUGGACUUUCAGGACACCAGUGAUGAUGUCAGCGGUUCAGGAAGCGGCAUGUGCGCCGACAAUACGUGUUCCCGUGGCCCACGCCUUGUCACCAUCACCGACCGACCCAAAUUCAUUCAACCCCCUCCAGUAAACGAAGGGGUGAAAGGAAACGGCAAGAAGAACCUCCCCUGCAUUACCAUUUACCUGCUUCCGCUGCUUAUUUUGCUGCUCCGGCGAUAAUUGACGGGGAAUCUACCAACUGGGACUGAGUUCGGGACACGGAGGUUGGGGAGAGUCGGAAAGGGGAGGGAGGAGAAGUUGAGGGUUAGUUACUUUGCCAAAACUAAAUACUAAGUAUAAGGAAACAACAACAAAAAUCGCUUGGAUGGACUUCCUUUUGGUUUUGGAUUAGAACAAAAUGGAAUUAUGAGUAUUCAUAAAUGUUUUGGUUCUGCUCUUUUCUUUUAUUUCUUGCUAUAUUAUGACACCAUUAGAGCUGGUCUUUUCGCAUCGUCUGAUGUUUUGUUUCUGGGUUUUUUGGGUUCUCUGAGAUUAUAUCUGUACCUAAGACAUGUGUAAGACUAUAUUGCUCACAGUAUGUUGGUGUUGACACCACAGGGAGAGGGAGAAUGGGGCUUUGCAGUGGCGCUUGGAUACAUAUAUUUGUUAUUCCACUCCUUCUUUUAAAACAGCACUUGUGUUCAGUAGAAUAAUUUAUUGAUCAUUAACCCAUAACAGAGCCCCGAGUGGUUUAAUCACUCUCCAAUAUUUAUAGAAAAUAUAGAUGAACCUCAAACUUAAAUGAAAUACAAUAUUGAUGACUUUUAAAGGAGGAUAGCACGACCCAGCAGACCUCUUAAUGCAUUAAGCCUCACAAUAUGAUUACACUCACACACACUCUCUCGCGGCAAGGAUGUGAGCACUCGGCGUCAGCACUUUUUUUUGCCAUUUCAUCAUGUAAGCUGUAAUAAUAGCCAUGAUCACAUUCACACUGACACGAUCGUCUAACGUGGGAGUAACGUGACCCGUCUGCCGCUCCAUCUAUCCGCUCAUCCCUACAUUCCCCCUGCUGGGGCAGAUCUCCCCCCCCCCCACACCCUCUCUCUCUCUCUUCAGACUCUGCUGGCUGUGUGGGAUCAACUCGAGAGUCUGGUGUAAGCAAAACACAUGCUGGGCCGGGCCAGGUCUCAGAUGACAGCAUCUUCCCACUAUAGAGCACUGUGUGUGGAAUGGCGGUGUCAGUUUAAGAUUGCUGUCACGGCAACGGACUGACAGCUCAUGAUUUUGGAAACGUGUAGCAGAACUGAAAUGUACACAGAAGCAAAAACACGGCUGUCAUGUAGCGCUUUUUUUUUCCAGUGUUGUUUUUAUGUGCACAGCAGAGCGACAAUAUAAUAUGCAUAAUUUUGUGUGUUCCCUGCAAAGGCCCAGUGCUCCUGUGAUUAGUAUCCAAAUUGCAGCUUGCGUUUUUCUGUCUCAUUGCAGCAAUGAUCCAUAUCACAGUAAGAGCCACACCAUGCACGUCUUUGAAUCAGACUUACCUAUUUGUAUGGCAGAUACAACAGUGUUCAUGCUUUUGGUUUCUUCUUUUUUUUAUUUUUCCAGAUAAGAAAUUGCCAUUUAACAAAAUGUUAAAACGGCCGGCAUCUUAUGCCAUGACUCUUAUAUCAUUCAUCAUCCGUCAUCGCGUAUCCAUAUCUGCCUUCCAUUUCUCUGCAACUUUUCUAUAUCAGUGCCUCUUUAUUCCCACACCCUCCACCCGCUGCCCUCCUCCCCGCUCAUCCGUUCUAAUGACCUUUAAAGCGUCCCUCAUGUUUCCUCAGUACAUUGUGGCAAGGCAAUAUGACAAUGACACAGUCUUUCAGUAUGUGUCAACCUUAUUGGGAAUGUUGUGGGCACACCGUUUUAAGGCUUUUCCUGAUGAGAAGCUUGUUUGGGAGGAAUCAUACCACAUGGGUGUACAGGAAGACGGGACGAUGCUUGCAUGUGUGUAUAUUUGUGUGUGAAUGUGUGGACUUGUCUUUGAUUGUUAGAGCAAAGGAGGGACAGACGAUAGAGCCUUUUUAAAUUUUGUUUGGAGGGCACAGAGAUGAAAUGUAUUAAAAUAUAUUAAACUAACAUUGUCUGACUUUGUGCGAUACAACUCACAGCAAUGGGAGACUAACAUAGCUCAUUUUCCCCCCUAAAAAUUGCAUUUUCAGCUACUACUGAAAUAUCUCCCAAUCCAUAUUGAUGGUCUCUCUGCUUGUAUUGUAUGUGACCGACAUAUUCAAUUUGGAGGAGAGAUAUUUACACAUAUUUAAAAAUACAUCACUGCUUUAGUUGCACGCUGGGACAAUCCACCAUGAUUCAUUAAAAAAAACACUAUAUGCAUCUGACAGUUGAUUAUACUGCAGAUUUAAUUAAGUUGUUGGAGGCUCUGUCAAAUUUUGAGAACCACAUCUGUUAGAUACUUAAUUACUGCUCUGAAAAAAGGUGAGGCUGUUGUCAUAAGUGUUACCAGACAUGUUACUUUGAUGAUAUUUUCGUUUUUUUCCCCCUCGACUUGCUUAAUUAAUGAUUGCUAUGUUUGCUGUGCCUAUGUGUGUCUAUGUGCGGCGUGUGUCUGUCUUUCUGUUAGUCCCUGGUUAAAGAAAUCUGCCUGUGACUGCCUUUGACACUUUGUCUAGGGUUGGGGUCCAUUUUUAGAUUCAGAAACAGAGAUAUAAUGAUAUUAGAUAGGGGGGAAAUACACAUAUUGAACAAAGAACAACUAGUAAGAGCAAUACAUUAGUUUUCUUUUUAGUGAUCCUCUAGACAAAUCUGAAUUUGAAUGUGAAAGUCCACAUUAAGCCCUGUAAAGAAUGAGAAAUGACUCCAACUGUGAUGGUGACAUUCCAAUUCAAAGACAACUUGCGACUCACAACUUCAGUUUCAAUGACUGCCUCACAAUGUCAUCGGCUGAAAUUUGCACAACCCCCCCCCCCCCCGCUCUCCUUCUCCACCUUUUGAUCUCAUUAGUUUGUUGCUCAAAGUACCCCUCCCUUUUAUAAAACCUGCACUUUUAUGAGGCCAAUGAAUGGCAUUGUCUGCACAAAAACAUGACAAGAUGGUCGAUCAAUUCGUGAGUCAACACCUUCCAAAAAACGACUAUUGAUUGGGGAUGUGUGUAUGCAGAUAGAUAUGGCCCAGCAAGACGUCUCCUGUUCAACUAUGGUGAAGCAGUGUAAAAACAAAGCGGCAGGAAGAAAGGUUCGUCCAGAGUGCUGAUCUUAAAUCAGUGGGUGCACCCUAAUCCUGCACUCAUUCAUUAGGUGGAAAAAUGCAAAGCUGGUUAUCCCACCGUUUAAAGACGGCUUUAUUCUACACUGUUUGUUGAAUACAAGGAAUUUCUUAAAGGUGCCAAUUUAUGAGGAACAAAGUACUUUUAAUUCUCGUUUUUUAUGUACUUUGGUUUUGUUGUUAUCAGAAAUCUAUGGAGAGUUUGUGCUUAUGUUGAAGAUAGAUGCCAGAAAAAGGUUUGAAAAAUACAAAUGUCUCAUUUGCUGUUGUACCUGAAAUCUUGUGUCAAUUAUAUACAUUGUAAGAUUUUCAACA
Messenger RNA from Etheostoma spectabile (orangethroat darter), 5510 nucleotides. RefSeq names its product glypican 1b (gene gpc1b). The coding region runs from base 528 to 2174 and encodes 548 amino acids. The transcript has 11 exons. Gene Ontology annotation, cellular component: synapse; cell surface; extracellular region. Lineage: Eukaryota; Metazoa; Chordata; Actinopteri; Perciformes; Percidae. Gene Ontology annotation, biological process: cell migration; regulation of protein localization to membrane; negative regulation of fibroblast growth factor receptor signaling pathway. The record is from RefSeq and is a predicted model, not a curated record. Gene Ontology annotation, molecular function: fibroblast growth factor binding.